Molecule: messenger RNA, 1507 nt
Organism: Cantharellus anzutake
Lineage: Eukaryota; Fungi; Basidiomycota; Agaricomycetes; Cantharellales; Hydnaceae
Product: domain found in IF2B/IF5-domain-containing protein
Exons: 5
Coding region: 1-1041 (346 amino acids)
Biological process (GO): formation of cytoplasmic translation initiation complex; translational initiation; formation of translation preinitiation complex
Cellular component (GO): eukaryotic translation initiation factor 2 complex
Molecular function (GO): translation initiation factor binding; translation initiation factor activity; mRNA binding
Source: RefSeq, a predicted model, not a curated record
AUGGCAGACGACAAUGCCCAUCUCGAGGAGCCUCUUUUCGACCCAUCAUUAAAAAAGAAGAAAAAGAAGAAGGCGGUAGCGUUUAGUGAAGAUUCGUUAGGGGUGGACGGAGGAGCUGAAGCUCCUACGGAUGAGGGGCCUUCAUCCUUGCUCGCACCUGCACCCACAAUUGACGCGGGUGCGCCUCCAACGGAUGAUUUCUCUGACUUGAAGAAAAAGAAGAAGAAAAAAGCCACUUUCGAUCUAGAUGAGCUCGAGAGCGCGUUGGAUUCAUCAACGCCAAAACCUCCGCCCAGCGAUGGGGCAGGAGACGUUCCCCAUGGAGGUGAUGCUCUGGAUGACUUCUCCGAAAUAAAGAAAAGGAGAAAAUCGAAGAAAGCCGCGUUUGACCUUGAAGCAUUUGAAAGGGAGCUACAGGAGAGCAGUGAAAAGAGGGCGGAUGAUGAUGUCGAUGAGGGGGGUGACUAUGAUGAAGCGGACCUUGGUGAUGAUGUGUUUGCUGCUUCCCGAUCAACAGCUUCUGAGAGUGGAACCAGGGAGGAGACGUGGCAUGGGACGGAUCGUGACUACACCUAUGCUGAGCUGCUUGGCCGCAUAAUCAGAACGCUUCAGUCGCAAAAUCCAGACCUUUCCUCUGGCACACGCAAACGUUAUACAAUUGUUCCCCCUUCCGUACACCGCGAUGGAAACAAGAAAACAAUUUUUGCCAAUAUCGCGGAGAUAUGCAGGAGAAUGCACCGACAACCCGAACAUAUUAUCCAGUUUAUCUUUGCUGAGUUGGGUACAACGGGAAGUGUGGAUGGCGAAAAGCGAUUGGUUAUCAAAGGCCGAUUUCAGCCCAAGCAGAUAGAGAACGUUCUCAGACGAUAUAUCGUUGAAUACGUGACAUGCAAGACGUGCAAAUCACCAGACACAAUUCUCACGAAAGAGACCCGAAUUUACUUCAUGACAUGCGAGUCUUGUGGCUCUCGGCGCUCAGUCAGCGCUAUCAAGACCGGUUUCCAAGCCCAAGUGGGGAAGCGCAAGAAGGCCGUUCAAUAGACUUAAAAAUAUUGAAUCCCUUACUAGUCCUUUCUACGCGCUCUGUUUAUACCGUGUUCCUUCCGCGAAAGUUGCCACCGCUACCCACCAGCAUGGUUCUUUGUGCGUGGCAUCACGAGAUGACUGGGCUAGGUCCAAAAUAAAUGUUGUCUUGUGCUGUGAUCAUAUUUGCGAACUUGUGGACAACAGGGGACCUGCAGCCUUUGAUUAUUUGCCACACCGUAUUAUGGGUUCUUAGGCUAGCGUCCUCUUUGCCCAUCUGGGCACCCAACUUUCUUUGAUACCUUUCCUGCAUAACCCGUCAAGACUUUUUGCAUGAAUAGGACCUGCAUUAGCCUCCGGCACCUUUAAUUAUAUGGGGGAUAGCGAAAUUAUUCAAGUGUAGUGCCCGUGCGGGUCUGCGCGCCGUCCAAUCGCGAGCCAUUGAUCUUGUCCUCCGGUGCUCUUGGGCAGCGUAUCGAUUAGC